Messenger RNA from Symbiodinium sp. CCMP2592, 1941 nucleotides. NCBI's taxonomy places the organism in Eukaryota, Dinophyceae, Suessiales, Symbiodiniaceae. The record is from the annotation of a GenBank genome assembly.
AUGAAGCGGCCAUCGGCUUUGAAGAAGACGGUGCGGGCGAAGCCGGCGGCGAGGGCGGCGGCCGUGCAAAGCGAUGAUGAGCCUGGUCGCAAGAGUCGAGUGGGUUUCAACGAUGUGAAGCAGUUGGCUGAUGCACUGAGCCCUUUCAUAGACAAGCGGUUCUUCACAAGCUAUACCACUGAUCGUGCGCACAAGCCCUUGAAGAGAUUGCCUUCGGAUGUUCCUUCUGGCCGUAGGAAGGUCAAGGGGAAACAGCCAGACGGGGCAGCGAAAGUCGUGGCUACGGUGCCGGAGCCCGCUGAACAGGAUGAUCUUAAGGGCGAAGAGCAGCAAAAGAGUGAUGGUUCUGAUACAGGGCAAAGCAACGACAGCACGUCAAGCAGCAGCAGUAGCAGCAGCAGCGGCAGCAGCAUUUCGCAAAAUGACAGUCAGCAGGCAAACGAACAAGAAGUCUGUUCCGAGGAUGCAAGCAAGCCCCAGGAGGAGCAUCCGCAGCAGCAAAGCAGCAGCCCACAAGCCGAUGAAGAGGCGGCCAGCUUCAUGGCGAACGACUGGUUCCUCAAUACCUUGGAGGGCAUGAUGGGUGGAGAUCUGGGUUACCUUUCGCCGACGCCGGGCCCUCCUCGUCGACGAGCAGCCGACAAGCCAGAGGCACCGGAAGCCUCAGCACUAAAACGGCUGAAGCCGUUGUCCGAGCAGACGCCCGAAGAGCAGAAUACGACCGACGCCGCCGAGAAGCCCGACCACGCCGAGAAGACCGACCACGCCAAGAACAAGCCCGACGACGCCGAGAAGCCCGACCACGCCGAGAAGACCAACCACGCCGAGAAGACCGACGCCGAUACAACCGACAAGAAGGAGGCCGACAAAACCGAGAAGAACCAAAAGGACGCCGACAAAGCCGAGGAGAAGAACAAGAAGGACCCCGACAAAGCCGAGGAGAAGAACGAGAAGGCCGACGGAUCCGAGAAGCCCAAGGCCACCGGCGACAUCAAGUGGAACCCUGAGUUGGGGAAGGCCUGCUGGCAAAAAAAAGAGGGGGUUAUCAUAUCCUCCAUUCCAUUCGUGGACAAAAAUGAUGAGGUUAAGGUCUCGUUCGGUGGCUUGUUGUGGAGUGUUCCUCACCUUGUCCCUCGUGAUCUCGAUCCCUCUAUGCCAGCGAAUCCCUCGCGAAAGGAAGCGAAAGCGAAGGCUGUGCCGAAAGCAAAACCGCAGCCCAAGCCAGUGGACGAUUAUGUCUACCCGAUCAUCCGCUGCAAGUAUUGCACUCAGGGCUCCAAGAACCCCUUGAUCAAGAUCGAGGCACGUGAAGAUCGCGGCAACUUGCAUUCCAAGUGGGUGCAGAAGCUGCAGGUGGUCAUCAAAUCUGACCUCACUGUGCAGAAGGCCAUGAACGUUGCCAAGAGCUUCGCCGACGCUUAUGUGUACAUGAAUCUGAAUCCCGGGCAGUUGAACUUCAGGGGCUGUAGGGAUUCUUUGCUGGCUCACAAGCACGAUUGGGAAACAUCGGCUUUGGACUGGCAAACCGUGAAUAAGCUUGGCCUGAAGCACUUCCCGAGGCCGAACGACUCGCCUAUCAAGAUGCAGAAGACGGCCCAGACUCAGAUCGCGGAGGAUGGGCCGAAGCCGGCUAAGGGAGAUGAUGCUGAUGAAUGUGAUGAUGAUGAGGGAGAAGAGGCACCCGUGGCCGCCGAUCCCGGCAGCACAGCAGCUCCGCCGCCGGCCGCCGCAGCUCCGCCGCCAGCCGCCGUAGCGCCGAAUAUGACCUCCGAGUCCAAAGCCAAAGCAAUCGCCAACUACGCAUCGCACUACCAUAGGGAUCCGAAAGAUGUUACCAUCGAGGUGAUUCAGGCUUCGGCUGAAGGAGCUACCUAUUGGGUGACUGUUGGUUCGUGGGCGGAGAAGGUUGAAUCUCCAAGGCUAUGCGGUGCUACGCCGUAG